GUUUGAUAUUUGAGACUUCUUAUGUAAAACUUGUGUAGCAAUGAUCGUGCGUGUAUGGGCAUGCAUCCCAUAUACAAUCAAUCUUCUAUUAUCAGAAUAUUAAAUAAUCGUCGUGUUGUACUUGAAUGUAUUUUAUUUAACAAUUGUAUGUGAAAACAUUAUGCCAGCAAAUUUGUACGCUAGAAACAUAGAAUAUCCGUGAUUUGGUGGUUAUCAGUGCAUGGUUCUAAAUAAUCAAACUAAAGAGAAAAACAUUGGACGUGUGCUUUUAACCUGGGUUUUCCUUUUUAGUUAUUUAGUGAUGCCUCAGUGGAAAAGAGCGGUAGAACCAAUGCCUGAGUCGAAAUCCACAUCUGUCGCCAUGGUGGAAUUGAAGUCAAAAGAGAGUGAUGAAACCACUUUGUUGAAAACAGAACCUCAAGACAUUCCUGAAAUUGUAAUUAGUCCAGCAAACAAGAGUUUGUCAUCCAAAACAUCAGAAACAAAACAUACAAAGAAGUCAGAUGCCAAUUCCUCUCCACAGAGAGUAAUUGAUCAUGGAGUUAAAACAGUUCAUGAUGUUUUCAUUGAGAUGUUGGAGCUUGACUCAAGUGGUCUCUUUUGGAAAGAAGUGGCAAGAUGGAUAAAGUAUGAAGAAAAUGUUGAACCGUGUGGGAGUUGGGGUCCGCCAUUUCUUUCCUAUAUUGACUGUGAAAGUAUGUGUCAACUGAGGAAUUGUAUGGAGAAAGGUUUGGUUUUAUUAGGCAGUAUAAACGAUGGCGCUUUCUCAAUAGCUUACACCAUAGCUAAUAUGUUAGUACUUUCUGGUCAUGUUGAUCCUCGUUAUCGCGUGAGACUUCAACAGAUCCUUUCAUCACCUCGCAAGCAUCAUGGUGAAUCUACAUCACAUUUUCGAAAGAAAGUUCAUUAUCGUAGACUCUUUCUCAAGAUAUUUUUAAAAAGGCGAAAGGAAAUGUUUGAGCAUGUAUGGGAAUUAUCUGACGAUAAUGAAGUGCGGAAUCGCUGGGUUCGUUUAUCCAGGAAAGCUCUUGAUCAAUAUCAUGAACAGCAUCCGCAAACCGACGAUAUUAAGGUUAAUGAAAUUGCACAAGUAUGGUGCCCAGAGAAUUAUCUUUUUGAUGAUCACGGUGCUCUAAAAAGCUCAAGUGGCAGUCAAUUGUCAAUAAAACAGACACUCUUUGAUCGUUUAAGCAUUGAAUCUAACGUUUCAGAAGCUUCCUAUCUCGUUGACAUGGAUUACGAUACUGUAAAACAGAGGGGCUUGCCUUUGACCAACGAUCAAGUUAAACUGAGAAAGAUCCUUCACGCUGAUACGAAAGGAAUAGUGAUUCAUCACGCUCCAGUUCACUUUUUAAAAAGAGAUCAAGUUCUGUCAGUUCUUGUCCGUUACCCGGAUGAUAAACAAAUAACGGACUCAUUAGAGGUGCACCUACCAGUGAAAAUUAUAUACAUUCUAUUCACUUCAAAGCACACAAUCCGUUUGGAUGGAUAUCAAAUAUGCCGUACAAUGGGCACACUAUGUCAUAAUAAGGUAUUUAGAAAAGCUUUGUAUCAGGCAAAAACAUUCAGCGAUUUGUCGAAAGCGUUCUCUGUAUUUGUGGAUGGAAGUGUGAUGCUGCCUCCCGGGGAUUGGAAGGCAGAGUUACUUACCCCAAUUGCAGGUGCAAUUGCUGAAAUUACUCGAAAGAAGUACACUCUUAGAAAGUUCAAACACAGAGAUGGAAAAAAACUUUGGCGAAUUGUCCGAAACAGGAUUCAAGUUAUAGCUACGAUGAAAAACAUGCUUCAAAAUAAAGAUUUAAAUAAAAUUAAUGAUGCGAAUGAAGAAGACGAUCACUCUGUGGAAAAGAACGAGAAUGUUGGCUUAUUUCCAACCCGAGGAGAUUGCCCGUUGAAGAAUAAGUUUAGCGAAAUAAGACGAAGAAUACGAGAGAGGCACUUUUCCAAACGAGAAAAAAACUUGGAAAAUGAUGAAAGCUCUAGCAGUGAAAGUGAUGAAGAGAAUGAGGAUGAAUCUAUUGAAGUGCAUCCAUUACAUCCCGAUGGUCGCUGGUUUGGUGGUUUACGACGUGAGAUGGCCAAGCGUUAUCCUUUGUACUUAAGUGAUAUUAAAGAUGGUUUGCAUAUCCAAUGUUUUGCUGCCAUAUUGUAUCUUUCAAUUAGUUUGAUAGCAAUGUGUUUAACAUACGGUCAGGUGAUUGCUAAAUACACUAAAAACUAUAUUGGUUCAUCUGAGAUGUUGCUUGGUACUGCUAUAUCAUGUGUACUUAUGGCUGUUCUUGGCACAGAACCUUUAACGGUUAUUGCUGGUACUGCUGCUAUGUUGAUUUUCGAGAGCUCUACGUAUCAGGUGUCCGAUUCCCUUGGUUUAGAUUUCCUACAAGUUCGUUGGUUUACUGGAUUGUGGAUAUUUCUAUUUCUUGUUCUCAUACUGGCUUUCGAUAAAGCUCAUUGGAUUCACUACUGCACAAGAUUUACUGAGGAAAUCCUUCAUGUUCUUGUUGCCUUGCUGUUCAUGUACGAAGGAAUCAAAAACUUGUCGAAGGUCUUCGAAAAAAACCCACUCCGUAAAAGAUACAUAACUGUUUCAGUCACGAAUUCAACUGAAGUGCUCGUUGGUAAACCCAACACAGCUUUACUUUAUACGAUAAUAAUGUUCGCAACAUUUGGCUUGGCUUUGGGAUUUCGCUUGUUCGAAAAGACUCGCUUUUUUUCACCUCGGAUUCGUCGACUGCUAAAUUUCUUCAGCAUUCCUGUGGCGGUGAACGUUAUGAAUGCUGUAGUAUAUUCUGUUGAUGUUUAUUUAAAAACUGUUGAUGUUCCGGAAAAAUACGAACCUAUCCUUGUGCUACCUGACGGGAAGAAGAUGUCUAAAGGAGAUCUUUCGUACGGUGUUAUAGCUCUAUCUGCUGUUCCUGCUUUAUUGACUGUUAUUCUCCUUUUUAUUGAGAGUGAAGUCACAUUACUCGAAUGUUUUAAGCAAACUCGUGGACGCAAAGGUUCUGGUUUUCACGUCAAUCUUCUGGUCGUUGCUAUAAUGGUGUUGAUAUCUUCAUUUAUGGAUUUACCUUGGAUGUGUAUGGCUGCUGUUGAGACCUCGGUGCAUUUAGACAGCCUGAAGGUUUGGAGUCGUUACGAUGCACCAGGAGUAAAAAGUCACGUGUUAAAAAUACGGGAGCAACGAUUGACUUUAUUUUUCACUGGAAUCUUAACUGGUUUAUCAUCAUUACUUAAUGAUUAUCUGGAUCAAAUUCCUGAAGCUGUAUUUUCUGGGAUGGUUUUAUAUAUGGGUGUUGUGGCCUUGUUUGGAGUUCAAAUGAUCGAGAGAUUUUUCUUGAUGUUUAUGGCUCCAGGACAACAUCCUAACAUUUCAUACUUGAAAAAUGUACCUUUAUCAAAAGUCUAUCUAUUCACUCUCAUUCAAGUUUCUUGUCUAAUCAUGCUUUGGAUUGUUAAAAGUAUCAAAAGUGUAGCACCUUUUUUCCCAUUAUUUAUAUUAGCUAUGGUUCCUUUACGUGCAGUAUUAGGGAGAGUUUUUACUCAGGAAAAUAUUGGACAGCUUGAUAACGAAGAAGAUGAAGAGGGUCGUGGUCCGUUGGAUUGAAGGAUAUCAACGACCUGGACGUAACACCUCCAUAAUAUAUAUAUAUAUACAUUUAGGCCUAGUUUUGACGUAGAACUUUACAUGAACUAAAUGCAUUAAAAAUGAGAUGAACUCCUUCAUUAUCUUUUGUUUUAGAUGCAUUUGGUUCAUGUAAAGUUUAUGUAAAGUUGCACGUCUAAACUAGGCCAUAAUUUUCAUAUAGAAGGUAUCAAAUUGUGGUUGGAAAACGUCUUCACUUCAUCCACUGUUUAUACGUACAUUAUGUUUUUAUGUUUUUAACUUUUGAAUUAGAAAACAGUAUUCAAUUUUGAAAACUCUAAAUUUUUUGAAUUUAUAUAAAACUCAGAUAUUUUAGAGCUUUCAUUAGAUUUCCAAUCUACAUAAACAAAGUAUAAUAAGUCGACAAAGAUAUAUUUAUCAAGAAAACCUUUUGAAUGAUUUCGGUUUUAUCGUUAUAAUUAACCACACUGAACUCUAUACAUGAAAGUUAACUGCAUGCUUGUCUUCUGUAACAUUUUUAUAAUAAACUGAAUGAGAUAGUUUGUAAAA
Xenia sp. Carnegie-2017 is the source of this 4153-nucleotide messenger RNA. RefSeq names its product band 3 anion transport protein-like. NCBI's taxonomy places the organism in Eukaryota, Metazoa, Cnidaria, Anthozoa, Malacalcyonacea, Xeniidae. The record is from RefSeq and is a predicted model, not a curated record. Gene Ontology annotation, molecular function: solute:inorganic anion antiporter activity; monoatomic anion transmembrane transporter activity. The coding region runs from base 221 to 3604 and encodes 1127 amino acids. Gene Ontology annotation, biological process: transmembrane transport; monoatomic ion homeostasis; monoatomic anion transport. Gene Ontology annotation, cellular component: plasma membrane. The transcript is spliced from 14 exons.